Molecule: messenger RNA, 4733 nt
Organism: Psylliodes chrysocephalus
Lineage: Eukaryota; Metazoa; Arthropoda; Insecta; Coleoptera; Chrysomelidae
Source: the annotation of a GenBank genome assembly
UUAUGACCCUAUUGUUGAAGGUAAGAGAAGUAGGUGAUAAUUAAUUCAUUUAGGUAUUCUGGGAAUAUUAAGGCCUUUCUGGUCGUUUAGAUUUUAUUGAUAAUGAGUUCACAUAUAAUGGAAACGCUUCAAUUAUAUUUAUAAUUGACAUUGGCAAUGUAUCCUACACAAUAUAACACAUGCCAAUUUUUAGCAUAGUAAGUGAAUGUGGAAUAUUACCAUUUUAUAUCUAUAAAAUUGUACGUAAAAUGUUUUAGACGUUGUAGAAAGUGCAUUUUUUAGUUUUUCCAAGUAAAAUUAGCUUAGCUGAAUCGAUGUUAAUAAGUGGAAAUGACAGGUUUGAAAAAAAUGUUUACAAAAUAUUGUGCCAUAAUAUACUAAACUAAAUAUGGAUUUACAUCCAAUGGUGUGCAAUAAUAAAGAAGAUAAAAUAAUGUCAUAAAAAAAACUACUAAAAUAGUGUUUACCAAAAAAAGAACAGAUAAAAUAAGGUAUCAAUAUAAGCAUGUCUAUCUAGGUAAAUUCAAAUUGCUGCUCUAUUUAGAUUAUAAGGAAUCAAAUUGAAUCAAAUAAGUAUGGUAAAUUCAUGACAGAAACAGGGCUCAGCUUGAACUAGUUGCAAGUAAUCAGGCUACCUACAAAAAAAAAAGGAUCUCAAACUCCGAAAAUGAGCGAAUCUGAGAAGAAAUGGUCCUGCGAUUAUUGUACAUAUGAAAAUUAUCCAUCGGCUAUUAAGUGCACCAUGUGCAGAGGUCCCAAACCUUUCGUCAAUGAAGAUAUUUACAGGUUACACGGAGAAAAGAAUAACACUGAAGAUAAAUUUUCCUCUACCAUCGGAUCAGCCGCUGGACCGAUAGAGAAUAGGCCGAAGUGCGCGAAAUGUACAUACAACUUGACAGGCAUUUGUAUCAUUUGCGGUUCGACUUCUCUGUCUGCUCAAACACUGCACGAACACAUCCAACCAUUAAGGAUUACCCAGAACUCCGAUUUAGCCCAAAGCUUGUCCCAAUCUAGGAAUAAUAGCCCUCCAGCCAGUUUAACUAAUAUAGAAAAUUCCCGUAGGUCGUCGCAGGCCAAAUGGAUGUGCUCGUUGUGUACUUAUGAAAAUUGGCCAAAAACCCAAAAGUGCGCCAUGUGCGGAACGAUCACCCAACGAUCCCAAGCAUCUAGUCUAAUAAUUCCCUCGCCAGAUGAAAUAUGCGAAUCCGAUCUCAACCAAGAGGACAGAUUCAAAGAUUAUAUUUUAGAUUCGGGCCAGAGCCCCAAUAACCUAGAAAACGAGCGUAAAUUGAGGCAUCUGCGUCGUCACGCCGACUGGCGUUGGCUGAACGCCUGUAUAGGAGUGAUAGACGGCGAUCCGAAUCCUGUGGAGGCUUAUCUUUCUUCAGGCGGGGAUCCGGCCCGUACUUUGACAGCUUCUGAAGUAGCCAUUUUGAAUAGAAGUUCCGCCUUCGAUGUAGGACAUACUUUAGUACAUUUAGCUAUAAGGUUCCAAAGAGAAGAUUUAUUAGCCGUUCUUUUAUCCCAAAUAGAGGGUUCCGGAUCGGGCGUGAAAAGAGUACCUAGUUAUGUGGCUCCGGAUAUCGCAGCUGAUAUCAGAAGACAUUUCGCUUCUACCAUACGUUCGAGGAAGGGAAAUUUUCCUUGCAAUUUCGUUACCGAAUUUCCCACAUUCACCUUACCUGCAGAAGUUGACGAGCUUCCCACCGCCGUUCAAGACCAGUUAUUUAACGAGUUACUGGACAAAGACGCUCAGGAACAACUUGAAACAGAUCCCGCCGUGAUUAAUUGGUCUUUGGACAUCACCGUCCGUUUGGGAUCCAGAUUGUACGCAUUGUGGAACAGAUCGGCAGGCGAUUGUCUCUUGGAUUCAGUCAUGCAAGCGACUUAUGGCGUCUUCGACAGGGACAAUAUGCUUAGGAGAGCGUUAGCUGAGAGCUUGGGCCAAGGAGGACAUAUGUUCUAUCCGAGAUGGAAGGAGUACGAAUCCAGCCACGCUUCUUUUCUUCAGUAUUCAUUGGAAGAGGGCCAAUGGGAGGAAGAUUGGACGAGCUUACUAUCGCUGGCUAACCAGCCUGGAACGAGUCUCGAACAAUUGCAUGUGUUCGCUUUGGCUCACGUCCUUCGCCGACCGAUUAUCGUCUACGGGGUCAAAUACGUCAAGAGUUUCCGCGGUGAAGCCAUCGGUUUCGCCAGAUUUGAAGGAGUUUAUUUACCUCUAUUGUGGGAACAAAGUUUCUGUAUCCGAACUCCCAUAGCGUUGGGUUAUACUAGAGGCCAUUUUUCGGCUUUGGUACCUACGGAGCCUUACAGUAGGAUCGAUUCUAGAUCGCCGCUUCAGCACAGCAACAUGAAUCCGGAUCACAUGCGCAGCACGUUUUUGCCUUUGAUGGACAGAGAUAGAAAGCUGUUGCCCAUUCAUUUCUUAACGGAAUCGGAGUUGGGGAGAGAAGAAGCGAUCCUACGCCAAUGGUUGGACGUGUGCGAAACUGAAAACGGAAUUCUAGUAGCGCAACAAAUGUUACAUAAAAGACCUUUAUUAGUUGCUCAAAUGGUUGAGGAAUGGUUGAACCAUUAUAGAAGAUUAUCGCAAAUGACGUCGGCGCCGUUCGUGCGGCCCCUCCCCAUCCAGGACUAUUCGAGCGAGGGCGAUACGGACGACGAAUAGCGCAAGUCGAAGUUCGUGCUUGAAUAACACGAAACAAGUAGUGAUAAUUUAGUACCUAAUGUUAAUAAAUUUUCUCGGAGAGACACAUGAUGGAUGAUUCAUUGAAUGUUUCGCUUAGUUUUAGGCGGAAGUAAUUAUUGAAUUCCUUGUUGGAAUACAUAUAAAUGUAUAUCAAUUUUUUUUUUCAGGGGUUGUUCAAACAGUUAAUUUUCAAAUUUAUCGAGUCCUUUUUUCAGAUAACCAUUAGCUCAAGAUAAUCGUUUUCUAAAUGAAAUCAAUAGUUAUUUUUGUCUUUAUAUCAAGUUAAUGUAAAUAAGUAUAUUAUGGAGAAAUAGAAAAGAAAAAGUUGCACUAUAUAAUCGAUGGGAUUGAAUAUUUUUGCGGUUUUUACGCGUAUUUUUUUAGAAGUAUAUUCAUCAUCCCUAUUGCCCUGUGUGUGUGCAGCAUCAUAGACUAAUUGACAGUCAUUUGUCAUAAUAGGGUGGUCCGGAAUAAGUGAAACAAACUUUGUGUAUUAAUUUUUAACUAUUGAGUAUCAUAAAUGGUUUUCAAUUGUCCUAACUCUGAUUUAGUUUGAAUAUAGAUUUUUUAGUUUCUUUUCGUCAAUAUCUGUAAAGUAACGUAAUAUAUUAGCAAAUAUAUAUGUCAAAUAGCGUGAAAAAAAAUAAGUUUUCAAAUAUUUUGUUAAUACCGUUUUUCCUUAUAUUUUCAAUAUAACAAUUUAGUAAUGUUAUUAAAAAUUAACCACACAAAGCUUGUUCUAAAAUUUUCGGAAAAGUCGAAAAAAAAAUUGAAGAAAAUAUCCUUUUCUAGGUAGCUAAGUACAAAAAAAUAUAGCCAAUUUCAAAAUUUUCUAUUGAUAAUAUUCUUUUAUCAUCUCUUUAUAUUAAAGAGAAGUAGAAAUUUAUUUCUAAUUUGCAAUUUACGCUGAAACGCACGCCGGUAGGUGUCAUCAGAAUAUAAUUCACUCUACUUAAACACAAUUUCUAUUCAAAAUGCGUUUACUUUAAAAUUUAAUAAUAAUAAUUGGAAUAAACAUUUUUUUUUUUUUCAUUUGAAUACUUCUAUACAAUCUAAUAAGAUUUGAGUCACAUAAAGACAUCGAGUGUCCUGUAUGUAUUAAUUAAAAUAAAUAUAUUUCCAUCUGUCAGCUAUUAAAAACUUAGUUUAUACAUUAAAAACACUAAUGAAGGUCGAUCAUCCACGUAUUCCGAACUAUUUUCGAUGGCACUAUAAAAACUAAACAAUAAAAGUGCAUAUUGCAAUCUAUAAUUGCACCACCCUAUCCUACCUACAAAAUUCGAAACUGUUCAGUUGUUAUAUCGAUGAGCUUAUAACCGAUUCCAGUAAUCAAGACAUGUAAUUACAUCUUUAUUCUGUUGCAAUAGUAAUGGUUUAAACAAAGUGAAGUUUAGCAUCCGUUUCGCUCCAAUGUAUGUGAUUUUAGAGGUUUUUCCAAGUUUAAUGGUUAUUGUAAAUUUUAAAAAUUAAUACAGAACAGUAGGUACUUGUGGAUCUUGACCCAAAUUAGAAAAGUGUUAAAAGAUGAUUUAAAAUUUUUUUCUAAAUUAAAAUUACAGGAUGAAAAAUGAUUGCUUUCACCUUUGUUUGUUCAAUUAAUCUAUAAAGGUUGACAUGCCCAAGAACAUUUCAAAUCAUCCUAAUGACAUUUAUUACAAUAUGGCUGUCCAAUGUCAAUAUCACUGCAAGAUAACUUUGUAAAAGAUCCUAAAUGUCCAGUGUACCAUUUUAUCAUAAAGGAUAAAAAAAAGAAAACAAAUAUGAUCUUAAAUGUUAGCACAAGUGUCUUGUAUCAACUGGAAUAAAUGCAGUAAAGACUAUUUUUGUUUGUAAUUGAUAAUACAUAGUUUUAUUACCAAUUUUCUGCUUUAACUUAUUUGUUGUUUUGUUGGGAUGUUUUUUUUUUGUUUGUUAUUUGAUGUUUUCGUGCUGUAACAUAUUAAGUGUGCGGAGUAAGUAAGUAGUGAGGAAAAAAUGUGUAAUUUAUUAUAUUUUCAAAGUCAAAUUAUGUAUAAAUUGUUUUUACACAAAUAUUUAAUUGUAG